This is a messenger RNA of Geodia barretti, 96 nucleotides long. Lineage: Eukaryota; Metazoa; Porifera; Demospongiae; Tetractinellida; Geodiidae. The record is from the annotation of a GenBank genome assembly.
AUGAUCAGAGCUAGGCUGGUAACACUUUCAUACUUUUUCUCUGCCUAUGUAUAUAGCUCUUCUUCCGCUAGCUCAGCUCGAGAAAUUCGUGUCUUG